This is a messenger RNA of Ascoidea rubescens DSM 1968, 408 nucleotides long. RefSeq names its product Ies6p (gene IES6). Lineage: Eukaryota; Fungi; Ascomycota; Saccharomycetes; Ascoideales; Ascoideaceae. The record is from RefSeq and is a predicted model, not a curated record. The coding region runs from base 1 to 408 and encodes 135 amino acids. Gene Ontology annotation, cellular component: Ino80 complex. The transcript has a single exon. Gene Ontology annotation, biological process: chromatin remodeling.
AUGCCUCCUCUCACUGACGAUAUCUAUCAGGCCGCUGUUCAAAGACCCGCCCGUUUCAAGAAUCCCAAGUGGAAGACUCCCUACAGACGACAUAAACCAUUGCGACAACUUCUCUCAGAUGAGCAGAAGAGAUUGAACAAUACUGAUGUUGAUAAUAAAGAUGGCACCAAUGGCAAUGCUCGAAAGGAUUUCAACCAGGUCACCUACUUUAGUCUAGAUGCCUAUCCUUCACUAAAACCAAGAAAGCAUUACUGUGAUAUAACUGGCUUAAAAGGCAACUACAAGACACCAAAUAAUGGGUUAAGAUAUUAUAAUGUAGAGGUUUAUAACGAUGUUAUCAAGACGAUGACUAGUGGUGUCGACCAGCAAUAUCUUGAAUUAAGAAAUGCCAAUAUUGUUUUGAAAUAG